AUGGAUAGAUAUGGAUUGAAUGGAUUAUUGGGAUUACUUAGAGCUGAAAAUCCAGAUCAAAAUACUGUUGCUAUUGGAUCUGAUUUAAACAUAUUGGGAUUAGAUAUGAGUGAAAAAUCAAUAGAUGUUAAAUUAUCCAAAACAUUCCCAUCUCCAUGGAUUGAAACUUCAAGAAGUGAAGUUGAACCUCAAUUCACAGUUCCAGAAUAUUUUAAAGUGGACUCUUUAUCAAAAGUUGAAGAUAAGUUAACUUUAUUUACAGAUGAGACACUUUUUUAUAUUUUUUAUACAAGAACAAAAGAUGUCUUGCAAGAACUAAGUGCAAGAGAAUUGAUGAACAGAAAUUGGAGAUAUCACAAAGAACUGCAAGUUUGGUUAACUAAGGACUCAAAUACUGAACCAAUUCAACAAUCUCCUCAAAGUGAACGUGGAUUAUAUAUUUUCUUUGACCCUCAUAAUUGGGAAAAAGUUAGAAAAGAAUUUAUUUUGUAUUAUCAAGCAAUAAUGUCGACAUGA
Hansenula anomala is the source of this 516-nucleotide messenger RNA. RefSeq names its product CCR4-NOT core subunit CDC36 (gene CDC36). The record is from RefSeq and is a predicted model, not a curated record. Gene Ontology annotation, cellular component: P-body; CCR4-NOT core complex. The transcript has a single exon. The coding region runs from base 1 to 516 and encodes 171 amino acids. NCBI's taxonomy places the organism in Eukaryota, Fungi, Ascomycota, Saccharomycetes, Phaffomycetales, Wickerhamomycetaceae. Gene Ontology annotation, biological process: regulation of DNA-templated transcription; nuclear-transcribed mRNA poly(A) tail shortening.